AAAGAUGAGUGGUAUCUUUGCUAGUUGUGCACUCACAGCACUGCUACUGGCUGCAGCCUGGGCAGACCACCACCAACACGACCAUGAUGGAGAAAUGAGCUGCCACAAGCUGUCGUCUCCAAAUGCUGACUUUGCCUUUGCCCUCUACAAAAGUCUGAAUGCCAAAGCUGCUGCUGGAAAGAACAUCUUCUACUCGCCGCUGGGCAUCUCCACUGCCCUGUCCAUGCUGUCUACAGGCGCCAGUGGUGAAACCCACAGCCAGCUGUUCUCCAGCUUGGGCUACAGUGCUCACAACCAGGCACAGAUCAAUGAAGCGUACAAGCAUCUUUUCCACAUGCAUGGACACAGCCAGGAGAACCAGCAGUUAGAUGUUGGUAAUGGUGUGGCCCUGCGCUCUGGCUUCAACCCUGUGGAAAAGUUCCUGAACGAUGUCAGGCACUACUACUCUGGUGAAAUCUUCAAUGUUGACUUUACCAAACCAGCUGAGGCUGCAGCUGAGAUUAAUUCAUUCAUUGCUAAUAAAACCCAGAAUAAGCUCAAAGAUAUGGUGAAGGACCUGGAUCAUGAAAUGGCCAUGGUGCUGAUAAACUACGUCUACUUCAGAGGACAGUGGGAGAAACCCUUUAAUGGUAACCUGACAAACAAGGCAGACUUCCAUGUGGACGACACAACCACAGUUCAGGUGAACAUGAUGAGGAGAACAGGUCGCUUCUACUUCUAUCAGGAUGUUGUCAACCACACCACUGUCAUCAUGCUGCCCUACAAGGGUCAGACCUCUAUGAUGAUCGUCCUGCCUGAUGAAGGCCAGAUGGCAGAGGUGGAGGGCUACAUCAACAAGGACUACCUUAGGCACUGGCAAAACUCAGUCUUGAGGAGGUCUGUGGCUCUAUUCCUGCCAAAAUUUUCCAUCUCUACUGAGGCUACCCUGGACAGCACGCUGAAAGAAUUGGGCAUAACCAACGCUUUUGCAGACAAUGCUGAUUUCUCUGGCAUAUCUGAGGAGGUCAAGCUCAAAGUUUCAAAGGUGUCCCAUCAGGCCGUGCUGAGCGUGGAUGAAACAGGAACAGAGGCAGCAGCCGCCACCACCAUCGAGGUGAUGCCCAUGAGUAUGCCUAGAACCAUGAAGCUCAACAGACCCUUCUUGGUCUUCAUCCUGGAGCACUCACUGUCUCCUCGCCAAUUGCUGACUUUUGCCUUUGCCCUUUACACAAAAGUCUGGAAAUGCGGCAAGACUUGUGCGCUGGAAAACAUCCUUCUUAACUCACCGCUGGGCAUUCCAGCCUGCCCUGCCCUGUCCAUGCUGUCUACAGGAGCCCGUGGUGAAACCCACAGCCAGCUGUUCUCCAGCUUGGGCUACAGCAACACAAACCAGUCUCAGGUUAAUGAUGCGUACAAACAUCUUUUCGACAUGCAUGGACACAGCCAGGAGAACCAGCAGUUAGAUGUUGGUAAUGGUGUGGCCCUGCGCUCUGGCUUCAACCCUGUGGAGAAGUUCCUGAACGAUGUCAGGCACUACUACUCUGGUGAAAUCUUCAAUGUUGACUUUACCAAACCAGCUGAGGCUGCAGCUGAGAUUAAUUCGUUCAUUGCUAAUAAAACCCAGGAUAAGAUCAAAGAUAUGGUGAAGGACCUGGACCCUGAAAUGGCCAUGUUACUGAUUAACUACGUUAACUUCAGAGGACAGUGGAAGUCACCAUUCAGCCUUGACAUGACAAAUAAGGCAGACUUCCAUGUGGACAAGACCACCAAAGUUCAGGUGGACAUGAUGAUGAGGACGGGUUACUACAGCUUCUAUGAGGAUUCUGACAACCACACCACUGCCAUCAUGCUGCCCUACAAUGGCAGCACCUCCAUGAUGAUCGUCCUGCCUGAUGAAGGCCGGAUGGCGGAGGUGGAGGGCUACAUCAACAAGGACUACCUCAGGCACUGGCAAAAUUCAGUCCGGAUGAGUUAUGUGGAUCUGUUCCUGCCAAAAUUUUCCAUCUCUACUGAGGCUUCCCUGGACAGCAUGCUAAAAGAACUGGGCAUAACCAACGCUUUUGCAGACAAUGCUGAUUUCUCUGGGAUAUCUGAGGAGGUUAAGCUCAAAGUCUCAAAGGCAUCUCACAAAGCUGUGCUGAAUAUCACUGAGAUGGGAACAGAGGCAGCAGCCACCAGCAUCAUCGAAGUGAUCUUCCUUAUGAUGCCACCGUCUAUCAGAAUAGACAGACCAUUCUUGGUUUUCAUCAUGGAAAACUCCACUGGGAGCAUCCUCUUUAUGGGCAAGAUCAAUAACCCCACAGCCAUGUAAAGGGACAUGCUAGGAAAAUAAGCAUCACCAUCACAGGUGUCAUCACUGAUCAGAAUCACUGCCUCUUUAGCCAUCAAACUGAUGGUAGCAAGAAGUAUGCUUGUAUCUGUCUUUGCAUGGGAGUUUUUAUGUCUCUCAGAAUGUAAGAAAUUAUCAUUAAAGAACAUUUUGUUGAUGUUAAUGAAAAGGAGAGCUGCAACGAUUAGUGGAUUCACUGCUUCCACAGAUCGAUUAAUUGACAGAAAUGUUUUUAAUCUCUAAAUUAAUUAAUAAUUUUUCAAGCACAAAAUGCCCACAUUUUAUUG
Molecule: messenger RNA, 2595 nt
Organism: Morone saxatilis (striped sea-bass)
Lineage: Eukaryota; Metazoa; Chordata; Actinopteri; Moronidae
Product: alpha-1-antitrypsin-like
Biological process (GO): negative regulation of endopeptidase activity
Molecular function (GO): serine-type endopeptidase inhibitor activity
Source: RefSeq, a predicted model, not a curated record